Messenger RNA from Bipolaris sorokiniana ND90Pr, 1746 nucleotides. RefSeq lists its product as uncharacterized. The record is from RefSeq and is a predicted model, not a curated record. Gene Ontology annotation, molecular function: catalytic activity. The transcript is spliced from 3 exons. Bases 1 to 1746 code for a protein of 581 amino acids. NCBI's taxonomy places the organism in Eukaryota, Fungi, Ascomycota, Dothideomycetes, Pleosporales, Pleosporaceae.
AUGUCAGAAAGCCAGCAAUUGUUUUCCCGUUUUGUCAAUUAUCCGACCCCCAAACCUAACGACGUGCCGUACCAAGCCCCACCCCAGGAAAGAACCCAUGUUGCAACCGUACCUCUGGUGCCCGGAGUCCUCUGGAGCAAUGCUGGCUUCGGCACCCUGCGGCAAUGCCGACAACUCGACGGCGUCGAUGCGCGUUAUGACCCAACCGUGAUUCCGCUGUCUCAACUGGACGACGAAGCUCCGGCGAGCUAUACAGACAAGUCGAAUCUCCGCACACAACUGGACCACGCGUCGUCUGGCCGCUUUUACUCGAUCAAAGAUUUCCACGACGGGUACUCGAAUGGCGCAUUCACACCGUCGGACGUCAUAGAGCGCCUGUUGCCGCUCAUCCGCAGAGAUGUCGCGCAGCGCUCACCGUGUGCGACAGCAUUCAUGGAAACUAAGGUGGACCUUGUGAGGCAAGCCGCCCAAGCCUCUACACAGCGAUACAAAGAGGGGGAGCCGCUAGGAAUACUAGACGGUGUGCCCUUUGGUGUCAAGGACGACUUGCUGGUCAAGGAUUACAAGCACUACGUUGGCACGACACAUGACUACAGCAAUGGCGGCAGCAAGGAAAGCAGCUGGUGCGCAAAGAUGUUGGAGAAAGAAGGUGCUAUCUUAGUCGGGACACUCACAAUGCACGAACUGGGCAUGGAUACAACCAACAACAACCCCCAUUGGGGUACACCACGAAACCCAUACAACAGCUCUUACUACCCUGGAGGCUCUUCAGGCGGCGCCGCAUCUGCUGUCGGCCACGGCCUGAUACCCUUUGCCAUUGGAUCCGAUGGCGGCGGCUCUGUCCGCAUCCCCAGCAACUACUGCGGCGUCUACGGCCUCAAGCCCUCGCAUUCCCGCGUAUCAAUCGCCCCAAUGCCCAACUCCGGUAAAUCCGUCACCGUGCGUGGGCCCCUCGCAAGCAACAUGGCCGACCUGGAGAUUUCGUACCGCGUGCUCGCCCAGCCAGAUCCCUCGACAUAUCCCUCGUCGCUAUUUGCCCCGCCACGCAAGUUCUCAGGUCCACGCAACAAGGCACUGGGAGUACACAAGCAAUGGAUUGACCGGUCCGACCCUGUGGUCCAAGAAUCCUUUUACUCAGCCCUCAAAUACUUCGAACACGAACUCGGCUACAAAGUCAUCGACAUAUCCAUCCCCCUGCUCACCCAGGGCCAACUUGCCCACGCCAUGACCAUCAUGGCCGAGGGCGCCGCAGCCCACCGCUCCUCGAUUUACGACCUCACGCCCGCCAACCGCAUCCUCAUGACCAUCGCCCACCAAACCCCCGCCACGGAUUUCCUACUCGCCCAGCGCCUCCGCAACCUCCUCAUGCAGCAUCUCGCUGACCUAUUUCGCGCAUACCCGGGACUUGUGAUUGUCACGCCUACCACGCCGAAUGCGGGAUGGCCCAUCGACGAGGCGGAGCUCUCGCAUGGCGUUACGAAUGGGAAUAUGCAGAUUCGCAAUAUGGAGUAUGUGUGGUUGGCGAAUUUUACUGGCGUGCCGUGUAUUCAGUUUCCGGUGGAUUAUGUGCAGGGCGUCAAGGGGGAAGGGAUGGUGCCGAUUGGGUUGAGUGGACACGGUGAGUGGGGCAGUGAGGAUGCGCUGAUUGAGUUUGGGUUCGAUGGCGAGAAGUGGUUGCAUGAGGGGAGGGAGGGUGGAAGAGCCAUGCCUGAGGCGUGGGUUGAUGUGUUGAAGUUUGAUACCUAG